Messenger RNA from Chrysochloris asiatica (Cape golden mole), 372 nucleotides. RefSeq names its product chemokine (C-X-C motif) ligand 9 (gene CXCL9). Gene Ontology annotation, biological process: cellular response to lipopolysaccharide; chemokine-mediated signaling pathway; antimicrobial humoral immune response mediated by antimicrobial peptide. Bases 1 to 372 code for a protein of 123 amino acids. Lineage: Eukaryota; Metazoa; Chordata; Mammalia; Afrosoricida; Chrysochloridae. Gene Ontology annotation, molecular function: CXCR chemokine receptor binding; chemokine activity. The transcript is spliced from 4 exons. Gene Ontology annotation, cellular component: extracellular region. The record is from RefSeq and is a predicted model, not a curated record.
AUGAAGAAAAGUGGCGUUCCUCUCUUCUUGUGUAUCAUCUUUCUAAUUCUGAUUGGAGUUCAAGGAACCAUAGUAAUAAGGGAUAGACGCUGCUCCUGCAUUGAAACUUACCAAAAGACGAUCCGAUUACGAUUCAUAAAAGACCUUCAACAAUUUGCCCCAAGCUCUUUAUGUGAGAAAACUGAAAUCAUUGCUACUUUGAAGAAUGGGACUCAAACGUGUUUAAACCCGGAUUUAACAGAGGUGAAAAAAUUGAUGAAACACUGGGAGAAACAGGUCAGCCAAAAGAAAGAGCAAAGGAAAGGGGGAAAACAUCAAAAAUUCAAGACAGUUAGAAAAUUUCAACGUCCUCAUCCAAAGAAGACUACAUAA